Messenger RNA from Pipistrellus nathusii (Nathusius's pipistrelle), 477 nucleotides. NCBI's taxonomy places the organism in Eukaryota, Metazoa, Chordata, Mammalia, Chiroptera, Vespertilionidae. The record is from the annotation of a GenBank genome assembly.
AUGGCUGAGCAGGCACCGAAGUCGGUGCUCUUCGUGUGUCUGGGUAACAUCUGUCGAUCACCCAUUGCUGAGGCCGUUUUCAGGAAACUUGUAACUGAUCAAAACAUUUCAGAUAAGUGGAGGAUAGACAGUGCAGCGACCUCCACGUACGAAGUAGGAAACCCUCCUGAUUAUCGAGGGCAGAAUUGCAUGAAGAAGCAUGGUGUUCCCAUGAAUCACGUUGCCCGGCAGGUUACUAAAGAAGACUUUGUCACGUUCGAUUAUAUUCUGUGUAUGGAUGAGAGCAAUCUGAGAGAUUUGACUCGAAAAAGUCAUCAAGUCAAUAACAGCAAAGCUAAAAUUGAACUACUUGGGAGCUACGAUCCUCAGAAACAGCUCAUUAUUGAAGACCCCUAUUACGGAAAUGAGUCCGACUUUGAGACCGUGUACCAGCAGUGUCUGAGGUGCUGCAGGGCCUUCCUGGAGAAGGCCCACUAG